Oppiella nova is the source of this 1107-nucleotide messenger RNA. NCBI's taxonomy places the organism in Eukaryota, Metazoa, Arthropoda, Arachnida, Sarcoptiformes, Oppiidae. The record is from the annotation of a GenBank genome assembly.
GAGUCACAAAAUCAGAUAAAAUUUAAUAAAAAGUUAUUAGACUUUGAUUACGGAGACGACGAGGAAGAGGAUGAGAAGGGAGAGACGCCCACCGAAGCCGAGCCCCCAUUACGGAGUGCCGGCGAUGAUAAUAACGUGGCGAACCCGUUGGCCAUCAGUAUGGCCCAGAAUUUGCUGUCAAACCCGGAACUAUUACAACAGUUACAGCAAAUGCAGAAAACAAUACAACAGACGGAGCUCUUGAAGAUGAGUAUAUCCGAGUUGGAAGCGCACGGUUUGCCUAAUUUGGGCCAACAGUCGGCCGGCGCUCAAAGCGGUCAACAGUAUAUGUCGUCAUUUCAAGCACAACAGCAACAGUCGUCGCAACCAAACCAGACGUUAAUGAAUAGCGAAAACAAUAAUAAUAUGAAUUCUGAUGAGAAUCGCAAACACAAUGAAUUAAAUAUGAAUUUUGAGUCUUUGGAGCAAAAACUCGCUAAUAAUGAUAGCAAUCAAUUAAAUCCCAAUUUAAAUCCAAAUGACAAUAGUUUUCAAUAUUUGCAAAACGCAAACAAUUUCGGUCCGCAAAUGCGUGCGAAUGACAUGAGUUAUGCUUUAAAUAAUAGUAUAAUAGACGCGCAACCAUACCAUCAACAGCACAACCAACCGAACCAACCAUUUCAUCAACAGCUGCCCCAACAGGACAUGAAUGACAGGUCGGGCGACGACGACCGGAGUUCAAGAAGAUCGCGGUUUAGUAGUCGUUACCGCGACAGGUCUGACAGAUCCCGGUCCCGAUCGCCACGCAGUAGUCGACGGGAUAGAGACCGCGACGCCGGCAGGAGAUCCUAUCGGUCGCGGAGUAGAUCUCCGCGUAAUUCACGGUUCAAUGAUAGGGCCCGUUCUCCACAGACUUAUGAAAGGGAACGGGAGAGGGAGAGAAGACGUAAAGGGCUGCCGCCCAUAAGGAAGGGCUAUCUCGCCAUCUGUUCGACCACUUUAUGGUUAGGACACGUCCCCAAACUUGUCUCCGAAGCUGAUCUCAGCGACACUUUCGGCGAAUUCGGAGCCAUUAAUAGCAUUGAUGUAAAUGAGAGUCCAUUCCCUUUCGUAUCAAACUUUUUAUAA